Molecule: messenger RNA, 2144 nt
Organism: Daphnia carinata
Lineage: Eukaryota; Metazoa; Arthropoda; Branchiopoda; Diplostraca; Daphniidae
Exons: 3
Coding region: 78-2027 (649 amino acids)
Source: RefSeq, a predicted model, not a curated record
CGACCAUUUGUCGAGACUUCUUUCCCGUCAGCCGCAGUUCCAAAAUCUGCUGCAAGUAAUACGUCCCAUCGCCUUACAUGAAGCCAGAAGCAACCAUGAGGGUCAUAUUCUUUGUCAUAAUGACAAUGGUCACAGCCAAGGCUUUUAUUCUGCCUGGUACGCCUGAACAGCUCACGAUAAUGGACCACGAACAAAAUCAAGAAACAACAGCAGUCGUAGACGAACACGGACUGGAACACUUAGGCAAACCUUUCACCACUAUGCCUUUUACUGGCACGAUUGGUCUCAACAUUUAUCGCGUGCAAGGACGGAAAAGCCAUCACGGCAGCAGGUCCUUGUACCAGUUUACACCGGCGGCCAUUUUGGACAUGUCAACUAUAACACAGUGGUACAGCGGCGUCAACAGCCAACACAACGUUGGCUUCCGCGUACAAAUGUGGAACGAGACUAUUCAGCAAGCUGUGGCUUCUCAUUUGAGUCAAAUUACCGGAAGGAAGAUCCGUACGUACCAAGUCCAGUCGAUCCCAUUCGAUCGCGUCAUGUUGAAAACACACAGCGAUGAUGACGAACGUUACCAAACGGCUUAUCCAUGGGUUCCUUACACGGAAACUGUGGGCUUCAGUUUGCCGUGUUUCUACAAAAUCGAAUGUCAGCAACUUGCUGAACAAUUAAAAAACGAACCCAAUUUGUUUGAUCGUUUCAAGCUGGCUUACAGCAUUGAUAGCAGACGACGCACAGAAACUAAAAAUAUCAAAGUAACGCAAGAGAUGAUGACGCAGACGAAUCAAUUGUUUAGUCAGAUUAGCAAACGUUUCACGAGGACAAGUGAAAUAUUGCUCACCGUCAAUGAUGCUCACCGUCUGUUAUGGAACGCCGUGUCAGACAUUGUCCGACAAAAUUUCCAGGAUGAACCGGAAGCCGUGAUUCCAAGAGAGUCCCACAAAAUCAUUUUUGAUCAGUUGGAGAAAGCCACUGUGGCUGCUAAACUAACAAUUUCCACAGCAGAGGAUGCAAGAUGGAGCACAGUCUAUUGGGAAGAUCCCCUCAGUCGUCCCGAUGCCAUUGCCAGGUCACUCAAUGAACGCAAACGCCAGUUACUUCGUCACGAUGAGCUUGGCAGCGACUUCGGUAGUCAUCAGGAGACGAUUUCAUCUAAAGACUGGAAAAGCCAAACCCAGGAAGCUAUUGACGACCUGUACGAGCAAAACAAAGAUUUGGUCACUUUCAAUGGCGAACGAUUCGUCCCGAAGCCCAUCCAACUGUACAGAAUCAAAUUGAUCGCCAUUCGUGAACAUCGUAUCUGGAAAGAUGUCGAUCAUAUUGAAGUGCCUUAUCAUCCACGAGUUGAAUUGACUGGACCUAUUAUUCACGCGGGUUCCACUUCUUCUAUGGCACUUUUACCUUUACCAUCAGAUGUGGAUCACGAUGACUUUCGAGAGGAAUCUGACGAUAAACAGAGUGUUAUAUCUCGAUUGAUUUCUGGUCAAACCUUAAUUGUAAGAUUGAAGAAUGCACGUACUGGCGAAUAUUUGUAUCCUGGUUCAGACGAAUUCUCACAAGACGCUAAACGACGUCGAGUAUUUACUUGGCGCAACAAGGACGAACCUCUUGGCCCAUGGGCCGAAUGGCGUCUCACUGGAUUAUGGAGAGCUGGAAUUUUCCGCGUCCGGUUUACCAGCUUGCGUUACCCAGGAGAAUAUCUUUAUCCUUCGGCUGACGAAUUUUCUUACGACAAGGAACGUCGUCGGGUUUUCACAUGGCGCCAGAGCAGUAAUCCAGAGGACGUACAUACUUGGGCCGACGGUGCAGCUGAUUGGCUCUUAGACACGUAUCGUGUCAAUACGGAACAAUUUCCAAACCGUUACGCCCUAUUCAACCCGAAACGACGAGAAUAUCUUUACGUUGCUCCUGAUCAACUAGCCCUUGAUGAGACACGUCAUCGCGUCUUCACCUGGCGUGGUGCCGAAAACGAAGUCUGGGUCGGACUCAAAAAUCAAUGGGAUGUUGAAAUUGUACGCUCAUUGUAAUAUCAGCCCUCUCUUUGAUUUGUUCUGUGAAGUUUUUUCCCCGUUUGUUAUGUAGUUUUGUUUUUUCAAGGCGCAACAAACAGCAAAUAUACUUGUAUAAGCUCCACCACCAUUAUC